UUCGAGUUUAUAAUUGAAUACCAAUAAUAAUUGGACAAAUUUUGCCGGUUUUAAUUAAUUGAAUUGUUCACUUUUGUUGGAGCAGAUACGUUAUCGAAAGGUUGGCCUGACUAAAUAUUAUAACAGUUUAAUUGCCUUCUUUAGUCUAGAAUAUCACAAUAGUAAAAUGUAUUUAGAUAAUGUAUAACGUAUGCGAAAUUAUAACUACUAACGUUUUAUUAAAACUUUUUUUUUUGUUUUCUUACGAGUAUGUAGAAAAUCAAUUAAUGCAACUUAUUGUGUCGUCCUCUUUUCAAAACAAAUUACAGGCUUUGGCCUUUAUCUGCCUUAGAAAUUGCGACUCAAGAUACUCCGCUCGCUUGCUGUCUGAAUUCUUCAGAUUUAAUUUAUCCAUUCAAAGAUUCUGAGCUACGUGACGAUCUAUUUAUUGGCUGCAAAUAAAAUUGUCCACGACGCUCUUGGAAGGCACUCGCAUGCCUCCGUGAACAUUCUUAUUGGAAUUCACUGCUAUAUAGUCUAUUGAAUGGCGAUUAUUCAGCCCUAAACGUCAUUUUCGUUCAGUCGCGUUCAGCUCUCUCGUGGCGCACACGUCUAGGACACACUUCAGCUUAAAAACAUUUCAAAGUUACCUGGGGAGCUGGAAUAAAGGAGUGAGAGUCCCCCGAGUAUUUUCCAUCUCGUUUGCAGUUCGAGUGUCAUUUUACCCCAACAGGGUGGUUCGGGGAGGACUGUGAAUAUGACCUAGCGCCCCAUGACUGCGGCACACCCCUCUCCUCCACGCCACACGUGCUCGCCAACCUGACACAUUCCGAAACACUCGUAAACCAUUAUGGUUUGGCGUUGGCUGCUGGUAUGCUGCGUGGCGCUGUGCGCGCGGCCCGCGUACCCGCAGGGCGCGCAGCAGUGCCCGGCGGCCAACACCAUGACCCCCUGCACGUGUACCGUUAAGAAGAACGGCCUGGACAUACUUUGCGAGUUCACCGAGCAGCAGCAUAUACAAAAGGCUAUGAACACGCUUCGCUCCAAGCCAAUGAUCAUUUUCUACUUAAAAUUGAGGCACAAUAACUUGGCGAAGCUUCCAUCUUACAUAUUUCUGGGCUUGGACAUCCGCCACUUGACUGUCCACAACAGUAGCCUGGCUGUCAUAGAGGACUCUUCAUUAAGUUCAAUUGGUAACAAGCUAACACAGUUGGACGUGUCGCAGAACAGUCUCGCUACAAUACCAACAUCCUCAUUCGCGCAUCUUAACCAUCUGCUCAUCCUCAACAUGAACCAUAAUAAGGUGACAGCGGUUCACAAUAGAGCCUUUGUGGGCCUGGAUACGCUGGAGAUCUUGACGCUGUACGAGAACCGGAUUUCUGUUGUUGACGGCGAGGCAUUCAAAGGCCUAGAAAAGAAGCUGAAGAGAUUGAACCUCGGCGGGAACGAGUUAACGGCGGUGCCGCAAAAGGCGCUCGCGCUCCUCGAGAAUAUGAAGAAACUGGAAAUGCAGGAAAACCGCAUCACUUCUAUCUCCGAAGGAGAUUUUGCAGGCAUGCGGAACCUGGACUCCCUGGGGCUAGCGCACAACCAGCUGCGCGAGGUUCCAGCGCAGGUGUUCUCGCAUCUCUCGCUGCUCAACUCGCUGGAGCUCGAGGGCAACCUCAUCCAGAGGAUCGAUGAGAAAGCCUUUGCAGGGCUUGAAGAAAACCUGCAAUAUCUCCGGCUGGGCGACAACCGCCUGCACGAGAUCCCGUCCGAGGCUCUGCGGCCGCUGCACCGGCUGCGCCAUCUGGAUCUGCGUUCCAACAACAUCACAUACAUCGGCGAGGAUGCCUUCACCGGCUACGGUGACUCCAUCACAUUCCUCAACCUGCAGAAGAAUAUGGUCCACCAGCUGCCAACAAUGGGUUUCGACAACCUCAACUCGCUGGAGACGCUCAACCUGCAGAACAACAAGCUGCAGCACAUCCCCGAGGAGAUCAUGGAGCCCAUCCUGGACACGCUGCGAGUUGUCGAUAUUAUGGACAACCCGUUGAUCUGUGACUGUGAGCUGGCCUGGUACGAGGCGUGGCUGGCGGGGCUACGCGACCGCGACGACGAGAUGAUGCAGAAGAAACGUACCGUCUGCACAAUGGUCAGCGAGCACCGCGAGUACAGCGUCGCCAAAAUGCCACUCGAGAAGAUGAAUUGCAAGAGGAAACCUGCCUACGAUCGCCCCAACAGCGCACUCCGCUGUGGCAUUUCCGUCACAAACUUCCUCCUCGCAAUCGUCACCAGGUGGCUCUACUAAAAGUAAAUAUACACUCUUAAGUUAACCCUUUUAAGUUUCAGCCAAGGCUGCCUCCAAGCUAGCUGUGGCCGGAUAGCUUGAAGUCCCCCUUCGCUUUAUACUUGGUUCGAUAUUUAGUAACGUGAUGAAUUUGUGCGAAAACUCGAUACAUAUCAAUUUGGGCUGAUAAAUUAGUAUUUUGGAGCGGUAGCUUGUGAUAGUAAAGGUUUUAACGAGUUAAAAGUAAGUGUGAUACUGUGAGUAUUUUUACAUUUUAGAAGACCUCUUACGGCAUGCCUUACUAAUGAGUAAUGUAACAACCAAAGAGUAGUAUAUUAUCAACUACAGUUCGGCAUUUUAUUAGUAUCACUGGAGACGUGCUUCAUUGUUAAUGACAUGCGUCUGUCGACGCAUAACAUUUGUCUAGGGUUUGCACGACGGAUCUGGAAUGUGUGGGAAGAUCCGUGGAUCCGGAUCCAGAUCUGGAUAAUUUAAUACAUUUCGGAUCCGGAUUGCAAACCCUAUAUUUGUCUAAGGGCCUUGCAAGAGCCGUUUUAUGUGAUUACAACAAAGAGAUACACAACUUAGGCACAAAUAUGAUUUGAAACUUUACAGAACCUUAAAAUUUGAAAUGAAAACUUAUAAUAUUUUUUUAUAGUUUAUCCAUACAAUUUAAAACGUAAUCUUAUAAAUACUUAUUAGGAAAGCUUUUGCGCAUUUACGAUGUUGACUAUAAAAUAAUAUAACUGUAUUCUACUCUUAUCGUGCGAGAUGAGCGGGGCUCGUGUAUUUUAAUUUACGAACUAAACUAUAUAUUCUCUUUCAUUAUUACACUUUCUGUGAUUCUGGAUUUAUUUCUUCCAAUUAUCUACCUCUCUUUUGCUAUUUAGUAAAAGUUUACAAAUGAUUUACUUUAAAUACUAUUAUUUUGUAUGAAUUCUUUAUUUAAAGUGACAUUUAAAUUUACAAAUAGAGCCCCUAAAUGUUCUAUUUGACGUAGAAAUAGGAGUAGUGAAAUAAGUGUUAGGUAAUUAUUUUCUAAGUAAACUAAUUAUAUGCUGUUAAUAUGUUAGAUUAUUACUUUGAUUGUUGGCUGAAGUUACAUUUAGCAAUAUUCCAAUCAUUAUUAUAUCAUGUUUAAAAUAUUUGACGAGUCUCAAAAUUAACGAGUACCCAGGAGGGAUCAUAAUUAUAAUUUAAAAAGGCGGUUAUUCAAUAAUCUAAAUCAUAGUUCUUACUUAUAUCUUUUCAGUUAGUCACUAUCUUCUUUUUUGUAGCGUUAAAUCAAAUAAAGCUUAGGUAUAUUUGCUGUAAAAGUUUUAUCGAUAUUAGAUAGCGCGUGGUAAUAAAUGUGACUUUAAGCAUUGCCUGCAUUCAUUUAAAAAAAACUAAAUCUUUAAAAUGUUAUGUUUUAUACAAACAAAAACCCAUUGAUAUUGUAAAAAAAAAUGGAAUCGGAUCUAAUAUAUAAUAGGGUACUAGCCUAAGUUUAAAGGCAAAGUUAAAGUAAAUUGGAUUAAAACCAGAAUUUCUAUUAAAACGAGUUUUAAUAAAUUCACCUUCGAGCUUCAUACAAAAUAAUGUUCUAAAAUUUAGUGGAAAUAUAUUUUCGCCAAUUUUUGUAUAAAAAAUAUUAUCAGUAAAAAAAUUAUAAACAAGGGUAAUCUUGAAAACUAAAAACAUAUCCAUUAGUGGUCUGAAUUAUAAAUAAGUAAAAUAAAAGGUAACUAAAAUAAAAAAAUUAAGGAACAUAUACAUGAGAGAGUAAUGUUCGACCAAUAUUUACUACUCCACCACGAGCUCAAUUUCCCGCAUGGCAAUCAUCGGUGACUCGGAAAAAAUAAUGAAAAUUUCUCAAGCACAACAAAGAGUGUUGUAUGUUUACGCAAGAGAAGUCACUAUCCAAUAUAAGAAAGUGGUCAGCUGGAGAGCUGAAAAUCAAAUGAAGUAAUUAUAUUUACAUUUGUGAAUGUUGCUAAAGAAAAUGUUUAAUGAAUGCAUGACGCGAGAUUGAAUAGGCAUAGUCCUAUUCACAUUGCAUUCGUUAUUGUAUUUUCUACACUAAGCAUGUUAUUGAAGGCAAUCUUAGGAUAUAGUAUUUAAGGUAACAAUUACAAAUAGAAACGGAUAGAAAAGCACGUUGUUGUCUCCUCAAAAUAACAUUAAAGUUUUAUGAUAUAUGAUCAAUAUUUAAGUGUAUACUAUGUUAUUAUACGUACAUUUCUUGUUAACACAUAGGCGUAUUCGAGUUGUAGUUAUUCGAUCUAUUUUCGAUAUUGUGAUACUGAUCUCUCAGUAUCAAAAUUGACUUUUCUUCAAGCAAAAACGUCACUUUUAACAUUGACAGAUCAGUAUCAUAUAAAAAACAGAUCGAAUUACUAAAAUUCGAUUACGCCUGUCAAUUUGUUUCAGUUUAUGUUUUAGUUGCAACAUUUUAACAUUUUUUUUAAAGUGGCUUAGAUAGUCUUGGUAAUACGUUUAUUGGAGUUAUCGCAAUAAUUAAAUCAAUUGAACACGAUGUUGGUACCAAAUUCAGUUGACUGCACGUAUUUGAUAUUGAUAAAUAAAAUUAAGGUAUUCUAAUUAAUGUGAUGUAGUGAUUUGUAAGCACAAAUAUAUACUCUAUACACUUUACAAUAUUGCACCUUUAUGUCACGAUUAUAUACUUAUUAAAUAUUAAUAUUAAUCAGAGUCGAAAAACCUGAUAAAUUAAGAAAAACAUACCAUUUCAUACACUUAUUAAAUGUAUCUACAUGUUUUUAGAUUAUAUUAAAAGUAUAACCAUUUUCUCAUAAUAUUGACGUCUCUCGAUGAUAUUUAGUGUCGUGUUUUAUUCAAGUUAUUAUGUAGUGAAACAUUUAUUAUCUUCGUGUCUUACUAAACUGUAGAUGAUCUGAGGCAAGUUAUUAUACAUACUUACUAUGAAAGCACUACGUAUUUAGCUGUUUAAAUAAUAUUUACUUAUAUCAAUAUCACACAAUGUUUACAAUAUUUAUCUACGUAUUUACUUAAUAUAUAUAGGUAAUGAGACCAAAUAGCCAUUGACGUGUACGCGUUUCAAAUAUGACUCGCCUGAAAUAUGACUACGGCAAUGAAAAAAAAAAUGCUUUUUCCACACGUCGGUGGAAAUUAGGAUCGAUAAUGGACAAAAGAACCAGCACAAACAUAUCGGGACGGUGGCGUGAACCAAAAUGUGACGCCGCCGGUCUAUGAUCGUACAUAUCAUUUAGAAUAAGCCACUUAGCGAAUGUAUAUCACUGUUGUAUGUUGUUGGUAUAACGUAUAUUUACUGUUAUCUUUCAUUGUUCAAGGGAAAGCUUAACGUAAUUCCAUUUCUUUAAAUAUGAUUGUAGCCUAGUAAGUAAGAUUGAUCUAGAUCUGUGCAUUACUACUGUUGUAAUAAUGAGUUGGGAAUACUUACAUUAUAAAAGAUCAAGAGUGGAUUGUGUCACUGAUGAAUACACUAUGUAACAUGCAAGUAAAGGAUAUGAGAAUGUAAAAACAUUUACGUCGGUUAAAAAAACAUAAUUCAUGAUUGAUGUUGUUAAACAUGCACUUCGGUUAAUAAAGUGUCCCUGGAAAACUACGCUGAGAAGCUGACGUUUGCAGCAUUAAGCGCCUCAUAUUCGUUAAAAACGAAUGUGAAUCUUUAAGUGUGGAAAUUUUCUUACGACAUUUGUGAAAGUAUAAGAAGUUUUUUUUUUCAGUUCCAUAUUAAACAUAAUUUAGUACAAUGUAAUUACUUAAUCUAGUGUACAUUUUCAUCCUACACAGUAAUAACAAUAAAUUAAUAAAGUUUAGUGAGCUAUAGGCUUUUUAACACACACAUAACAAGAAUUAAAUUUCCGAAAAUUUUGCCGUUGCAGGCGUCAGUUUCGAGUGAGUUUGCAAGCGUUUGCUUGUAGCCCAAGGCUACAUUAGUUGAAGCAGAAUACGGUUGGCUCAUUGGCUCGUUGAUCUUGGUAAAUCAAAGGUAAUUCAGUAAAAACCACAACCUAAACUACCUUGCUUGAAUUGAUCUGAUAUGCAUAUUCAAAGUCAAAAUCUCUGCAACGAUACAACUUAAAAACUUAAAACUCGGCAAAUUAAAGUUGUUUGCUUGAAUCCCAAUGACAACCAAAUCAAGUUCAAUAUUGACGUUGAGAUUUUAUUCGUGGGGUGGUUCAUAAAGUUUAAUCGAUAUCCUUGUACUAAAUGGUUGUAUCUAUUGAUGUUUCAUGUUUCCAGCAAUAAAACGAUUUGGUGUUAAUCUCAAUAUUCUAUCGGCAAUAUUUAUAGUCGUAUUUUAAUGUAUUUUUCUUAAAAGAUAUCUGUGUUAAGAGCAAGUUUAUAGUCACAUUUAUUAUUGUGUUGACUCGUAAAGUAAGUAAUGUAAUUCAAAUACUGAUAUUUUACUCAUAAGGGUGUAUUUAUUUUAUUCGGUUAAAUAAAAAAAUAAAUCGGU
Cydia pomonella (codling moth) is the source of this 6695-nucleotide messenger RNA. RefSeq names its product slit homolog 2 protein. The transcript has 11 exons. Bases 830 to 2272 code for a protein of 480 amino acids. Gene Ontology annotation, molecular function: protein binding. Lineage: Eukaryota; Metazoa; Arthropoda; Insecta; Lepidoptera; Tortricidae. The record is from RefSeq and is a predicted model, not a curated record.